AUGUGGGCAGCCCAAAUCACCGAAUUCAACACACCGUACACCAUUUCAACGGUCAAUAUUCCCCAGCUCCGUCCCAAUGAGCUCCUUGUCAAAUACACGCCGCAGAUUCUCCCGCUGCCCUUGAUCCCAUCCCACGAGCCGGUAGGCACAGUUGUGCAGGUAGGGGAGGAAUCCGCCUCGAAAUGGAAAGACGGCGAUCGGGUGGGUAUCUUGAGGUUCAAAAAUGCAUGCGACACCUGUGCUGGAUACAGAAGGUCUCGUAAGAGAUAUGGAACGCUGGAUCCGCGAUUUUGUGAUCACAGGGAGACAGGCGGCAUCAAGAAUGAUGGCUGUUUUGCCACGUAUAUGGUUGCCGACUCAGCGACAACAAUCGCUCUUCCUGACUCUGUGUCCUUUGAACAAGGGGCACCACUUUUAUGUGCGGGGGCCACCGUUUGGGGAGCGAUCAACAAGGCGCGGCCAUUUCUCCAAGCAGGUGAUAUGAUCGCUUACGGACGACAUGACAUGCCCACGGAGCUUCAGCCGGAUCAUUUAAUAACCUCUACGCAUGACGAUGCAUGCGAGAAGAUUCUGGAGCGAACUGGGGUGGUCCUUCUUGGUCUGCCACCAGAACCGUGGAGAUUUGAUACUCAUCCCAUUGUUUUUCGUCAGUUGGUUCUACGAGGAAGUUACGUUGCUAGUCGAGAAGAGGUGGAGGAGAUGAUGGCGGUGGUAGAUCAACAUGGAGUUCGGUCUCAGUUGAAAGUGGUGAAGAAAGAUGAUAUCCUGCAGGUCCCCGAGAUGUAUUUAUCCAGAUCGUUUCGCGGGUGCUUAGUUGUGAGGUUUGAUUAA
Molecule: messenger RNA, 831 nt
Organism: Aspergillus pseudonomiae
Lineage: Eukaryota; Fungi; Ascomycota; Eurotiomycetes; Eurotiales; Aspergillaceae
Product: chaperonin 10-like protein
Exons: 6
Coding region: 1-831 (276 amino acids)
Source: RefSeq, a predicted model, not a curated record